This is a messenger RNA of Carlito syrichta (Philippine tarsier), 770 nucleotides long. Its product is annotated as interferon alpha/beta receptor 2-like. Gene Ontology annotation, molecular function: interleukin-22 receptor activity; protein binding. The transcript has 7 exons. The record is from RefSeq and is a predicted model, not a curated record. The annotation marks the transcript as partial. NCBI's taxonomy places the organism in Eukaryota, Metazoa, Chordata, Mammalia, Primates, Tarsiidae.
GAGGGAUGAGAUGUUGGGAAGAUGUAAAAAAAAUAAAGAGAGGGCUUAAAAAGGAACGAAGAUGAUUUUGAGCCAGAAUACCUCCACCAUCAGAUCACUCAACUUGCUUCUCAUGGUGUGCAUCAAUCUAGUGUUUGGUAUUUCACAUGAUUUGUCUGAUUCUUCAAAGGAACCUUGCAUUUUAAAGAUGACGUUACGAAAUUUCAGGUCAAUCUUAUCAUGGGAAUUAAAAAACCAUUCCAUUAAACCAACUCACUAUACAUUAUGGUACACAAUCAUGAGUGAACUAGACGAUAUGUAUACUGUUGAGAACUGUACCAAUACCACGAGAUCAUUUUGUGACCUAACAGGUAUGUGGACACAGAUGCAUGAGACAUACCUCGCCAUGGUGGAAGGAUUCAGAGGGAGCACAUCCUUGGUCAGCUGCAAGCACGGUUUCCUGCUGGCCAUGGACAUGUCAUUUGAACCACCAGAGUUUGAGAUUGUUGGUUUUACAGACCACAUUAUUGUGACAGUGAAAUUUCCAUCUGUCUUUGAGAAAGAAUUACAGUCUGCUAUAUCACUCAUCAUCGAAGAAGAGUCAGAGGGGAUUGUUAAGAAGCAUAAACCGGAAAUAAAAGAAAACUUCAGUGGAAAUUUCACCUAUGUCAUUGACAAGUUAAUUCUAAACACAAACUACUGUGUGUCUGUUUAUUUUGAGCCUAGAGGUCAGGAGACAGUUAUCAAAUCUCCCUCAAAAUGUACUCUCCUUCAACCUGGCCAGGAAUCAG